Molecule: messenger RNA, 4514 nt
Organism: Pantherophis guttatus
Lineage: Eukaryota; Metazoa; Chordata; Lepidosauria; Squamata; Colubridae
Source: RefSeq, a predicted model, not a curated record
CCGAACGGAGCUGGAAAUGCAGAUGGCGUGCAACCUGCGCGAAUUUAAGGAAUUCAUCGAUAACGAAAUGAUCGUCAUUCUGGGCCAGAUGGACAGCCCCACCCAGAUCUUUGACCACGUCUUUCUGGGUUCGGAGUGGAACGCCUCAAAUCUGGAAGACUUGCAAACGAGAGGGGUGCGUUAUAUUCUGAACGUCACGCGUGAGAUUGAUAAUUUCUUCCCGGGAGUUUUCGAAUACCACAAUAUCCGAGUUUACGACGAAGAAGCGACGGAUUUGCUGGCUUACUGGAACGACACCUACAAAUUCAUCUCCAAAGCAAAGAAGAACGGCUCCAAGUGCCUAGUCCACUGCAAGAUGGGGGUCAGCCGGUCGGCCUCCACCGUGAUCGCCUACGCCAUGAAGGAGUACGGCUGGAACCUCGACCGGGCCUACGACUACGUGAAGGAGCGCCGCAGUGUCACCAAGCCCAACCCCAGCUUCAUGCGCCAGCUGGAAGAAUACCAGGGCAUCCUCCUGGCCAGCAAGCAACGUCACAACAAGCUCUGGCGGUCGCACUCCGACAGCGACCUCUCGGACCACCACGAGCCCAUCGGCAAGUCGGGCAUGGAGGUCAGCAAAAAGGAAAUCACCACCUCGGCCGACCGUAUCUCCGACAACAAGUCUUCCAGCAGCCUGGUGGCCGUGCCCGUGGGGAUCGCCGCCAGCCCCCACGGAGCCUUGCUGUGCCAUUUGGGCUCCGGCCCUUUGGCGAACCAUCCGGGCAAAGAGCGAGUGAUCCAGCUGCAAAUUGCGCCCCGAGACUUCGACGCCGAGCAGAUGGAAGAUCAGCUGAAUUUGAACAAUCUCAACGGGUGCCCGUCCGGCUGCUGUCCGGCGGAGUCCGAAUCGCCCCUCGACAACUGCAAUCCAUCCGAGACCUUACUUCAGCAAGGGGGUACUUUGAAAGCGGCCGGCGGGUUUCCGGAUUUGGCGGUGUCCGAUUUGGAAAACGACGCCCUCAAGCCCGGCGACGGGAACGUCCACCUGGUGCCCAUGGAAGAGUUGGAGUCCUGCUUGCGAGAGACGCCCAGCCCGCCCGCCAACCUUUCUCAACCGGAGGAGGUGGAGGAAGAGGAGGAGGAAGAAGAGGAGGAGGAAGAGGAGGAGGAGGAGGAAGAAGCCACCGCCGGAGACUUCGGCACGGAUCGGAUCGACUUCUUCAGCGCUUUGGAGAAGUUUGUGGAGCUCUCGCAGGAGAAGAGGCCGCGGGCAUCGUCCAGGGCAGAAGAGCUGGGCAACGGGCGGAAUGGGACACCCCGGGUCUCGGGCUUGGAGCUCCUGCCUUGUGAUCCCGCCGAGCAGGGCCAGCGAAGUGCCUCUGCGGGCAGCUCCCCGCAGGCCUCGGAGGCCUCGUCUCUGGAGGAGGAGCAGCUGAAGCUCUCGGAACCAGAGCCUCCCGUGGGCCUCAUCCGCUCCCAUUCCCCCGUUGUCUCGGUCAAAGAGAUCGUCACGGAGAUUGAGUCCAUCCAUCAGGGGGGAUCCCAGGGACCCGCCAAGGCAGAGACCGCCAACAACCUGCUCCCAACGCCCAAGAGAACCCCCCUCCACGAGACUCCAGCCGAGGUGACCUGCCCUUUGGACAGCAAGCUCGGGAAGGCUGAGGAGGCAGCGGACGUGGCUGGACCAGUCCCGAAAGAAGCUGUUCGAGAACCAUUGAAACCGGAACCCGAAGGGUCUUCGUUGCCCCCAAUACUUACUUCUAAGCCAGACAUGGAAGGAAGGGGCUCAGCUGAAGACCCCGCAGAAGCUCGAGUCCUCCCUGGGCCCAAAUGGUGUCCUGGUUCUGUCCGACGGGCCACUCUGGAAUUUGAAGAGCGUCUACGACAGGAGCAGCAAGAUUUGCAGCACGUUUCUCCGGUUGCUCUUUUCCCCGUCCGGAAGAAUUCCCGGAACGAGUCCGAUCCGGGCACAAAGGGCAGGAACGACGAUACACCUCAGGAGCUGACCCAGCUCUCGAGAAAUAAGGAAGUCUCAAGAACAGGAAGCAGCUCCGAGACGGGGACCAUCUCCGAACCACCACUGCCGUCAGAACCUUCCCGUCCACCGGAAGUCCCUACAGAGGUACCAGGCGUGGCCCGUGAACACCGGAUGGUGCUUUGGAUGGAGGGUGACGAGGGACCUCCUCUGCUCAGCUCCCUACCCAAGAGAAUUGAGAUCAUCGAAUACACGCCUGCCUUGCCUGGCACAGAGGGGGUCGAGAAGGGUAUCGCGACCCGGACCCUGGAGAAAACCGUGGAUGAAAACUGCAACACUGCUUUCUGCUCGGAGACUCCUGGAUGCAGCCCGGAUUUGUCCGGGACACCAGAACAGGAGGGCGGCCCCUUCAAUGAAGCCCUCUUCUCUUGGGGAAGCCCGAAAGAGAUGGACAAGGAUGAGGGGGAAACUGAGGCACUGUCCAACCCUGCAACCCCCUCUUCUUCGGCCAACCAGGAGAGACACUCCCCUCCACCCUCUUCACAUCAAAAGUAUCGUCUCGGUCUGGAGGGGGUCACUCAGGACAGCACAAGCACCGAGCCUGAGCCGGCUCCCUCGCGGGGCUACGCUGGAAACGGGCACUUCUCCCUGGAGGAGAGGGGAAGGGGCUUCCUGCCCUGGACACGCUGGACCCCCAAUCUAGGAAAAAAUCCUCUGGACGUCCCCUCGGCCCGUCCUCUUCGCUGCUCUCUCCCUCGCCGUUCCAGCUGCGACGGCUGCGCCAAAGACAGCGGCCAGGGGACAGGCCUGGUCAAGCAGCUGGCGAAAGAACUGGAAUCCCGCCUCCGGCAAGCCGGACUCACCGCACCAUCUCAAAUGAAACGCUCAGCGUCUUUAGCCAAACUGGACUGUCUGGGCUCGCUGAAGGACGACUUGCCCCGCAGCUGCUGCCUACCCACUGGUGCCAGACCCGUCUCGCCGGAAUCUCUCCGGAUCCCCACGCCAGAUCCGGCCAUCUCCUCUCUGACCCUCCUGUCUCCCGAACCCACCAGGCAUUUGGUGGAACCGGUCAAGCUGUGGGAAUGCCUGGCCCUGAGCCGGCCGGUGGAACGGCCCCUGGCUCAGUUCGCCCAAGACUUCACCCCGACCUGUGGCCCCCCGGAAGGAACGUGGACUUGGGGCCACGGCCUGGUGCAGCCGGCCACGCACGCUCGAAAUCCCCCCGCCAGAACUCGGCUGCCCAGGAGGUUAAAAAAAUCCAACGAGCGGAAACGAACCACCAACCCCAUCUAUAAUACGAUGUGAUCCCUGCCUCGGUUUCCCUCCCUUCUCUUCCCUCUUUCUCCUUCCUCCCUCCUUCAAAUUUUUCACAAUCCCUCGCAGAUGUAAUAUAUACCGAAACAUGCACUUUAUUAGUUAGGUUGUUGGUUUUUUUUUAUAUAUAUAUAUAUAUCUAUAUAUAUCUGUUCUUUUAUUUGUAUGGUUCCUCCAUUUUUGCAUGUACAUUUUCAAGGCGGAUGAAAUUCGAGUUUAAAAAAAAAAACAAACCACCAACCUCCAUUCGUGCGAGUGACUGCGAGAUGAUGACCCCGUGGCGUUUUUUUUUUUGCGUGUUGUUUUAUUCCGUUUUUGUUUUUCAUUGGGGGGUGGUUGUCGUUUUUUUUUCUAUGAAAAGAUUUUACCUCUAUUUCUUUUUUUUUUUCAGCUUUGUCUUAAAAAAGCACCCUUCUUUUGCAAAACGAGAGGCCGUCCGUUUUAUUUGUCCGCCAUCCGAGUCAUGCCGUUGUAGGGUUGGGGAGCAAAGCCCCGCUCUGCUAAUUGGGGGAGGGGGCUCACAAGAGGCACCCCCUCCCCAAGUCUCACCUCCUGGAAUCCCUGGAUCCAAACAGCUCUGAAGCUUGUAUUUCUCUCUGCUCGCCCCCCACCCCAAGCUGUCCAGUAGAAGCCACAAUAUUGUCGCGCACACAGCAGGACAGUAUUGUGCCCGUAGUGCCACUUAACAACACAACGCUGCCCCUCUGUGGACCCCCAAAAGACCCAUCCUGAUGCAUUUGAGUAGGGGGUGCAACACCCACCCACCCCCAGGGCUGUCGGCUGGAGAGGGCAAUCCUCCGAGCCUUGCCCCCCGAUUUUCUCCCCUCCUUCUCCACGCAGCCACCCAGCCUCGGUGCCCCUUCCUUUAGAAACAUCUGCCCACUUUUGCAGCUGGCAGGGCAGGGUCUGCCUGUCCCCUGUGCGCCCACCCACCCAAAGGCCUCUACAAUAGAGCGGGCAUUCCGGAGCUUUGCCCCACUGCGUUAGGGCAGUGAACGUAACCUGUGUUAGGGUGUUAGGGCAGGGAACGCAGCACACAUACGCAAGCACAACCUCUCUUUAACUCCCCAAGAAACCCCUUCCCUUUUUGAGCGGCAAAAAUAAAGGGGGGGAUUUAAAAAUUGGGCUUUUUUAAAAAAAUAUUUAAUUUUAUUUUCCGGAACGGGUGUUCUUUUAAGGCAGGCGCUGAAAAAGGGAUUUGACCUUCCGGUUACUUGAAUAAAAACAGUGGGCCUUUUCAAAACUC